CAGGAGGUGAUGGGGAUCCCCUCAUUCCUAGCCCUCCCUGCUGCCAGGAGUGACCGAGCUGCCUGCACAUCCUGCCAUCCUUUGGGCCACAUGCUACUGUGGACGGCUCUGCUAUUCCUCGCUCCUGUUGCUGGGAAACCUGCAGGUCUCCCGAAGGCUGUGGUGAGCAUUCAGCCUGUGUGGAUCAAUGUGCUCAAGGAGGAUUACGUGACGCUGAUGUGUCAGGGGACCAACUUGUAUGAAGGCAACCUCACCCUGUGGUUCCAUAAUGGGAGCUUCAUCCAGAGGCAGAACCAGCCCAGCUAUAGCUUUAGGGCCCGCAGCAAUGACAGCGGAGACUACAGGUGUCAGAGAGAGCAGACCAGCCUCAGCGACCCUGUGCAUCUGGAUGUGAUUUCCGACUGGCUGCUGCUCCAGACCCCUAGCCUCGUGUUCCAGGACGGGGAGCCCAUCAUGCUGAGGUGCCACAGCUGGAAAAACAGCCCUCUGUAUAAGGUCAUAUUCUUCCAGAAUGGAAAAUCCAAGACAUUUUCCCAUCUGCAUUCCAUCUUCUCUAUUCCACAAGCAAACCUCAGUCACAGUGGCGAGUACCACUGCACGGGGUAUAUCGGGCAGACAGUGCACUCAUCACAGCCUGUGACCAUCACUGUCCAAGGGUCCAGCUUGAGCAACUCCUUGUCGGUGACGAUAGCGGUGGCUGUAGUCGCUUGGAUUGCUGCAAUGGCUAUUGCUGGUGCCAUACUAGCCUGGUUCUGCCUCAGGCGAAAGAAGGUUUCAGCUCUCCCAGGAGCCCUUGAGCGCAGGGAAAUGGGAGAGACCCUCCCUGAGGAACCAGCCAAUCUCACUGAUGCUGAAGAGGCCGCCAAAAUGGAGGCUGAGAAUACAGUCACCUAUUCACUUCUCUCGUAUCCGGAAGUUGCAGAGGAAGAAACAGAGUCGUCGGAUUACCAGAACCACAUUUAG
This is a messenger RNA of Lipotes vexillifer (Yangtze River dolphin), 963 nucleotides long. It is a transcript of the gene FCGR2B, whose product is annotated as Fc gamma receptor IIb. The record is from RefSeq and is a predicted model, not a curated record. The transcript has 8 exons. The coding region runs from base 10 to 963 and encodes 317 amino acids. Gene Ontology annotation, biological process: cell surface receptor signaling pathway; antibody-dependent cellular cytotoxicity; positive regulation of tumor necrosis factor production. Gene Ontology annotation, molecular function: IgG binding; IgG receptor activity. NCBI's taxonomy places the organism in Eukaryota, Metazoa, Chordata, Mammalia, Artiodactyla, Lipotidae. Gene Ontology annotation, cellular component: external side of plasma membrane.